AUGAAUGCUCGAAAAAAACGUGUAACUAGUUACUUAAUAUUAGAAUAUUUACCAUCAAAAGCAUCAGUGAUUGUUAUCCUUCUAUUGAUUGGUUAUACAUUCGUGAUUCAUUUUUUUUAUUCAAGAUCUUACUCACCACAAAGUGAAGAUGAAAUAAAGUUGUACGAAAAAUUGAUUGAAAUAACAACAUCACGUCAAACAUUGUGUAGUGAAAAAGCAACAAAACGUGGUUAUGGACAAAAAGUUAUUAGUCUAUCAUUAUUUGGUCCAAAAGAAAAUUCAAUAUUUAAUGCCGACCGUAUUUAUCAAUUUUUAUUACCAUUUCUCAAUGAAGCAAAUGAAUUAUUUCCAGAUUGGACAGUUCGACUUUAUAUUGAAGAAAACUUGGGUGAAUUUAUUCAUAUAAAAAAUUUAACAAAAACCUAUUCCAACAUUGAUUUAUGUGACGUUAAAAAUCUACCGAUCAUUGGUGAUGUUUCUACCUAUAUGCCUGGAAAAAUUUGGCGUUUUAUUCCCACAUUAGAUCCGUUUGUUGAUUAUGUAUCAUCACGAGAUGUUGAUUCACCAUUAACAACACGUGAACAAGUCGCUGUUCAACAAUUUUUAACAUCCGGUAAAUUAUUUCACGUUAUACGAGAUCAUCCGAUGCAUGGUGUACCUAUUCUUGGCGGAUUAUGGACAACUGCUAACGGAAAAAAUCGUGUAUUUAUUUUAAAACUAUUUAAAGUUUUAUUAAAUCAAGAAAAAAUACGUAACUAUCCAAAAACACAUGAUCAAACAUUUCUAGAAAAAUUAAUUUGGCCACAUAUUUCUUCGUUUGCGUUAAUACAUGAUAGUUUUACAUGUCAUAAAUUUAGACGUGGUCAAUUAGUCCCGUUUCCCACACAAAGACCAAGUCUUGAUUGUCAUGUCGGAUGUGUAAGACCAUGUUGUCAAAACAAAUCAAUAUCAACAAUCAAACAACAUUGUCCUGCAAGGUGUCGACCAGUUCAACAUCAAGACUGGAUUUAUUGUUAA
Molecule: messenger RNA, 1017 nt
Organism: Didymodactylos carnosus
Lineage: Eukaryota; Metazoa; Rotifera; Eurotatoria; Philodinida; Philodinidae
Source: the annotation of a GenBank genome assembly